AUGAUUUCUUCAACGGUACCUCUAGGCACCUACUGCCUGGCAGCAGCCGCAUUCGGGCUCACAUCGCAUUUGACCUACUGGAUACGUGGACACCGGGUCCGCCACGCCACAUGGACCUUCCUAUGCCACCUGGCUGCGCUCUUCAUCCUUGGUUGGAAGCUGACCAAGGCGCAGGGCAGCUUGAAAAAUGGCCUUUUGGCGACUGCUGCCAUCUUCUUCUGUUACCUGGGGUCUCUGUUCACCAGCAUUACAGUCUACCGUGUCUUUUUCCACCGGCUCGCCCGCUUCCCAGGACCUUUUGCUGCUAAGGUCACCAAGCUCUAUGGGAUCUAUGCCGCCCGGAAUUCUCAGGUCAAUGACCAUCACACGUCCCUCAUGCGUCAGUAUGGCGACUUUGUCCGCAUUGCUCCCAACGAGCUCAUGGUCAUGGCUCCCGAGGCCCUGUUUAAGGUGCAGGGCAUGACAAGCAAAUGUUCCAAGAAGAACACGGGAAUCUUUGACAUUCUGCAUUCUCAAGGAGAUCGCAUGAUUGUCGCGCUGCUGGACAAGGACGAGCACAUUGCCCGCCGCAAGAUCUGGAAUCAAGCUUUAGAUACAAAGUUGCUCCCGCAGUAUGAACCCAAGAUCCGCCAAGAGGUCAUGCUGUGGCUCGAUACGCUCUCCAAGAUCGAUGGACCGAUAGACGUCACUCAUUACAUGAUGCUACUUUCCUUUGACCUCACCGGAGCUGUGGGAUACUCUGCAGAUUAUCAAACCAUCAAGACCGGUAAAGAAAACAGGACGCUCCAUCUGCUAGAGGCCAGCUUCAAGCCGUUUGGGAAGCUGGGAUUUCUUGCCUGGCCGGUGCAGAUUGCUCUCGAACUCGGGUUUGCCAAGGAGCAAAAGGAGUUCGAGGAGCUCUCGGUCAGGACGGUCAACAAGCGAGUAGCGGAGGACUCCGAAGACAGGCUGGACAUACUCAAAUACUUCCUCCAGGACUUUAAAAACAAGCAGACAUCAUUCAGGUCAAUGAACUCUUUGUAUACAGAGUCGCAAGCAAUUCUUAUUGGAGCAACGGAUUCCACCUCGGGAACCAUGGCAUGGAUUCUAUUCUACCUCGUCAAGCACCCCACAGUGCAGGCGCAGCUGCUAAAAGAGAUAGAGCCGGUCUUUGGCAAGACCACGCCUGGCGAGUUUGCCGACGCCGAUCUGCGCGGCCUGCCCUUCCUCCAAGCAGUCAUCGACGAGACCCUGCGGCUGCAGCCCCCGGCUGGCAACGGCAGCGCCCGAAUGACGCCGCCCGAGGGGAUCGAGAUCGCCGGCACGCACAUCCCCGGCGAGGUGAGUGUUUGGGUGCCGAUCCGGGCGCAGCAGCGCGACGGGCGAUUUUUUGUCUACCCCGACGAUUUCAUCCCCGAGCGGUGGACGACGCGGCCUGAGCUCGUUUUGGAGCGCCGCGCGUACGCGCCCUUCAAUACAGGUCGAUGGAGCUGUGUUGGGAAGCAAUUGUCUCUCGUGAUUAUGCGCAUGGUGAUUGCCCAUACCUUGUGGCAUUUUGAACCAAGCUUUGCCCCUGGAGAAGACGGCAACGACAUCGCACUGAAGCGUCAGGAUUUGAUUAUUGCCAGGCCUGGGAAGCUUGAACUGAAGUUUACCCCGCGGAAACGUGCUAUUUGACAGGGUCUCAGAUAUAUGCUUUUCUGCUGUGGGUGUAUCCUAGACUUUGUGUUUCUCUAGCGUUGGUAAAUCACGGUAUAGGCCUAAAUCCCAACAUUUUUGUACAGUAUAACAGAACAUAAAUUUGCUUUACAGCUGACUAAUUACGAG
This is a messenger RNA of Pyricularia grisea, 1806 nucleotides long. RefSeq lists its product as uncharacterized. Lineage: Eukaryota; Fungi; Ascomycota; Sordariomycetes; Magnaporthales; Pyriculariaceae. The transcript has 5 exons. Gene Ontology annotation, molecular function: heme binding; iron ion binding; monooxygenase activity. The coding region runs from base 1 to 1656 and encodes 551 amino acids. The record is from RefSeq and is a predicted model, not a curated record.